AUGGCGGUCCAUUUAAGGUCUGCUAUCGAACUGUUGAUACUUUUUGUCGUAUGUCAAGUAUCCAGCGCUGUAUUACCCUCUUACAUUGGUAACAGGUUGAUCGGAGUUGUGGAGAGGACCGACCUCAUUAAACACUACUUUAGCCUUGGUCUUCAGUACUCCGAGAUAUUGGCUUUUCUGCUCUCUUUUCAUGGAAUUCAACUGAGCUUGCGUCAGCUCAGACGAAUUUUGAGACGUGAGGGUCUACGUAGAAGGAAAGACCACAGUGAUAUCGAACAAGUUAUUAAUGCCAUAGAAACUGAACUUGAGGGAAGUCGAAAUCGAAUUGGAUACCGUCAAAUGCACCAGCGAUUGAGGAACGACUACGGUCUCGUUGUCCAAAAGGAGAUCGUUCGAGAAAUAAUCAAAGAAUUGGACCCUGUUGGAGUACAAGCACGAUCGUCAAAGAGAUUGAGGAGAAGAGAAUACCGUGCAAAAGGACCUAACUAUAUUUGGCACAUAGACGGCUAUGAUAAACUUAAACCGUUUGGGUUUUGUAUACAUGGAGGCAUAGAUGGUUAUAGCAGACGGAUUCUUUGGUUAGAAGUUGGUUGCACAAACAACAAUCCAAAAAUAAUUGCCAAUUAUUUUACUGACUGUGUUCGCCAAAUAGGUGGAGUUCCGAGGAUAGUGCGAGCCGAUGCGGGAACAGAAAAUAUAUCUGUGGCAGGUAUACAACGAUUUCUGCGGUCAGGAACUGAAGAUGCAUUCUCUGGAGAAAAAAGUUUCCUUUACGGAAGGUCGGUAAGCAAUCAGAGAAUAGAGGCUUGGUGGUCAUUUCUGAAGAAAAGUAACGCUAGCUGGUGGAUCGAUUUUUUUAAGGACAUGAGAGAUGAAGGUGUGUUCUGCGACCAUGACCCAAUUCACGUUGAUUGCUUGAGAUUUUGUUUUAUGCCCCUAAUACAACAGGAGCUUCACACAGUAGCAAAACAAUGGAACCUGCACAAUAUUAGACCUUCCCACAAUGUAGAAUCUCCUUCUGGCCGACCAGAUAUACUCUAUUUCGUGCCAUCAUGGACAGAUACAAGGGAUUACAUGACAGAGGUCGAUCUUGAUGAUAUUGACAUGAUUGAAGAUGUAUGCUGUGACAGAACAAGCCCAACUCAUUGCUCAGACGAGUGUAGAGAAUUAGUGGACAUAAUAAUGCAAGAGCAACAUUUACAAAUUCCUACAAAUGCUCAAGAAGCACGUGACCUUUUUGUGGAUCUUGUUUACCAUAUUGAAAAUACU
Porites evermanni is the source of this 1269-nucleotide messenger RNA. Lineage: Eukaryota; Metazoa; Cnidaria; Anthozoa; Scleractinia; Poritidae. The record is from the annotation of a GenBank genome assembly.